GCCCUGCCAGGUGCCAAAACCAACCUUCGGCGUUGCGGCCCAAACGUUCGUUUUCCUUCGCCAGUUCAGCUCGCCAUUUCGCCAUGGCCCCCGCCGCCGCAUCAUCGUCCGCGCUGCUCCCCGCGGGGACCUUCUCCACCGCCCGCCCCGUCGCGGGCCGGCCCGCCGGCCAGCGCCUUCCCACGAGGGUAGCCGCCGCGAGCAGGACGACGACGGCGCGUUCUCCUGCCGCCUGCCUCUCCGUCGGGGGCAGGAGGCGGGGAGCGGAGGCCGUCCGCGCGUCCGCGGGGGGAGCGCCGGCCGCGUCCCUCCCGGCGGCGCUGCUGUUCGACUGCGACGGCGUGCUGGUGGACACGGAGAAGGACGGCCACCGCAUUUCCUUCAACGAGACGUUUGCCGAGAGGGAAUUAGGUGUGAGCUGGGAUGUUGAGCUAUAUGGAGAAUUGCUCAAGAUAGGUGGCGGAAAGGAAAGGAUGACAGCGUAUUUCAGCAAAAUGGGGUGGCCAGCUAAAGCACCAAAGACUGACGACGAAAGAAAGGAGUUUAUUGCUUCGCUGCACAAGAGGAAAACAGAAUUAUUCAUGGCUCUGAUUGAGAAGAAGUUGCUUCCCCUCCGUCCAGGUGUUCAAAGGUUAAUAGAUGAAGCCCUAGGAAAAGGAGUGAAAGUUGCAGUAUGCAGUACUUCAAAUGAGAAAGCUGUUUCGGCAAUAGUUUCAUGUUUACUGGGCCCUGAUCGUGCAGAAAAAAUUACCAUAUUUGCUGGAGAUGUGGUUCCUCGUAAAAAACCUGAUCCAGCAAUCUACUUACUUGCAGCAACCACACUUGGAGUCGAUCCAUCUAGUUGUGUUGUUGUUGAAGACAGUACUAUAGGGCUUGCAGCAGCCAAAGCUGCUGGUAUGAAGUGUAUCGUAACAAAAAGCGGAUACACUGCAGAAGAGGACUUUGCAACAGCUGAUGCUGUGUUCGAUUGCAUUGGUGACCCUCCAGAAGUACGCUUUGAUUUGGAGUUCUGCGCCAACCUCCUCCAGAAACAAUUUGUAAGCUGAAGGAGCAGACGGUCAAUUUCACCCAUAUCAUAUAAAUUCUAUAAAUUCUUGCCCAGGAUUAUGGAAAGCGGAAAUGGUCUCUAUAAAAUCAUUCCAAAUACAAGAGUCAAGAGGAACAGCAUUGCUUUAUAUACUAUUGAUAUUUGUUAUUUAUGUAUAGAGGAGUACAUAUAUGAACAUAAUAGAAUAAGAAAUCGAAAUAUCUUUAAUUGAAAUUUGUUACUAAAUCUGUCCUAAAAACAAGUUCACUUUUCUAAC
This is a messenger RNA of Oryza sativa Japonica Group (Japanese rice), 1304 nucleotides long. RefSeq names its product CBBY-like protein. The record is from RefSeq and is a predicted model, not a curated record. Gene Ontology annotation, molecular function: hydrolase activity. Lineage: Eukaryota; Viridiplantae; Streptophyta; Magnoliopsida; Poales; Poaceae.